CAUUUUGUAUUAAUAAAAAAAAAACGGACGUAGGAACCUGUGUUUAUAGACCUUUUUUUCCGGAGGUUCGUGUAGUCCGUUACACAAGUCGAUGUGUGGAUUACGGUGGAUUACAGUGAUGCUGUGAAAUAUUGACACACCCAGUUUGUUUUUCUUGUCCAAUGGGGUGACAGUGGGGGUGGACCAAAAUGUUGAGUGACAUUCCUCGGGACGCCCUCCUCCGCCCUCUCACCCGGAAUGAGGUGGUGGGGAUGUUGGUGAGACUGACCAUCUUUGGAGCUGCAACAUAUUACAGCAUUAAAUGGGUGGUGGAGGCUUUUGACCCGACACAAAAACAAAAAAACCAGGCCAAGAAAAGGGCAGAGCAGUUGAUGAAGCAAAUAGGUGUAGAGGGCGUCAGUCUGACGGAGUAUGAAUUGAACAUUGCAACUCAUCUUGUCGAUCCACGCAGCAUCAAAGUGACCUGGAGAGAUGUUGCUGGACUAGAUGAGAUCAUCUCAGAGCUGCAAGACACUGUCAUCUUGCCUUUCCAGAAACGUCACCUCUUUUGUGGUUCCAAACUCUUGCAACCUCCCAAAGGUGUACUAUUGUAUGGGCCACCAGGAUGUGGAAAGACUUUAAUUGCAAAAGCAACAGCCAAAGCGUCUGGAUGCCGCUUUAUUAAUCUCCAGGCCUCCACUUUGACUGACAAGUGGUAUGGUGAAUCGCAGAAGCUGACUGCUGGUGUAUUCUCACUGGCAGUCAAAAUUCAGCCCUGUAUCAUUUUCAUUGAUGAAAUAGAUUCAUUCUUGAGGAAUCGUUCCAGUAUGGACCAUGAGGCCACCGCUAUGAUGAAAGCCCAGUUCAUGAGUCUCUGGGAUGGACUAGACACAAACCCAAGCAGCCAGGUGAUGGUGAUGGGGGCCACAAACAGACCACAGGAUGUGGAUGCAGCAAUACUACGCAGAAUGCCCACAACCUUUCAUGUAGGCCUGCCUAAUGCAGCUCAAAGAGAAGAAAUCCUUAGACUCAUUCUGUCUGGAGAAAAUUUAAGUAAUGCAAUUAACCUGAAGGAAAUAGCAGAUCAAACCCAGGGCUACUCCGGCAGUGAUCUGAAAGAGCUUUGCAGGGACGCUGCCAUGUACCGCGUUAGAGACUAUGUCCGCAAGCAGCAGAUGAAACAGAUCGCACAACAGCUCCAGCUGGAUGAAGAAGAGCAUGUGGACAGCAUGCAGCUGAGGCCCGUGACUCAACUGGACCUGCUGUUUGGCCUAGAUAAGAUGAGAGAGUCCAAACAGGCCACAGCUACAGCUGACCCAGCAAGUCUGAGAGAGGUGCCUCUGGACUGAAAACCUCAUACACUCAUUUCAUCCCUCUCACUUCUUUCUUUCUGCCUCAUUUUUUGCCUUUUUAAAUUAUUUUUCUUAGUCUUUCGCAUCUGUUACAUCUUAAACAUAUACGUUUGCACUGUAAUGAAAAAACAAUAACCUGGUGCAUAUUUAUAAUAACAGUUGCCAUUAAUAAUAUACACACUAAAUGGAGUUUCAUUAUUCUUGCACAUUUUAAAUGAUUUCUGUUAUGUUGUUCGCAUAUUGUGUAGAAGCAGAUGUCCACUUUUUUUUGGAUAUGAUGGAGAGGAAUAUGAACUUCGUUAUAUCUAUAAAUGUUUUAGUAAUCAGGACCAGGUUUCCUGAAACACUGAGCGUUGUCUAACUGUCUUAUUAGGGUGCAUGAGUAUUACUCUAAAGUUAAACUGAAUGGUGCAUGUGUGACUUUCGUGAACACCAGUUUGGUCAUGAUAAUAAUAAUUUGUGUCAGGAACAUGUCUGGGUCAUAUUCAACUCAAAAUCAAAAGAAAAAAGUGUUAUGCAUAAAGAAAAUGUAUUGGAUAGUAAAAGACGUUAAGCAUCUUUCAUAAAUUGAUGUUCAGAACAUAAAUAUGUCACUCAAAGUGUCAAAGUUUUUCCUGUUUGAUGAUACAGUACGUGUUAUAAGCCAGCUGAUGGGAGUAAGGAAAACAUUUCUGGGAGCUUAAUUAACAAUCCAUCAAACAUUGAGAAGAAAUAUCUUCGUUUAUUCAGAUUCAUGUUGUUGUUUUUAAUGUCAUCAUGGGUAUUUUCAAUGACUUGCCAAUUUGAUAUAUUUAACAUGUAAAUAUGCUGGUUUGGCAAAAUGUGCCUGCACUAACUGCAUUAUUCUGAAGAGAGUUUAAGGCUGCUCUGUUCUGGCUUGAAUGUUUUGUUCCACUUUGGUAAUCAGGUACUUGGUUGUUUAAUAAUGAUCAAUCUGGGAAAUGAGCUCAAAUCUACUGCUUGCAGUUUGUUGUUAAAAUCACCUUGUGUUAUUGCAUAAAAUCUUGGUCAUAAAGGAAUAGUUCACCCAAAAAUGAAAAUUUGAUGAAAAUAUAUACACCCCCAGGCCUUCAAGAAGUAGAUGAGUUUUUUUUCUUCCCUGUAACAAAUUUGGAGAAAUUUAGCAUCACAUCACUUGCUCGCUAAUGGACCAUCUGCAGUGAAUGGGUGCCAUCAAAAUGAGAGUCCAAAAAUAGCUGAUAAUAACAUCAGAAUAAUAAGAACUAUGAUAACUUGUGAAUUACUGUAAUGUUUUUAUUGGUGUUUGGACUCUCAUUCUGACGGCACCCAUUCACUUCAGAGAAUCCACUGGUCAGCAAGUGAUAUAAAACUCAUCUACAUCUUGGAUGGCCUGAAUAAGUUAAGCAAAUGUUUAUUUUGGGGUGAACUAUUUCUUUAAUGUAGGUAUAGUUUUACUGAAAAUACUGUUUCCCUGUUAAAUUCCAUAAUCUUUCCCUGAUUAAAUAUCUAUGGGCAAGAAAGCAGUCAUUCACUUAGUAAAACACCCCAAACACCAGUAACUCACCCCAGCGUGACAGUGUUACAUGAAGUGGUUUCCCAAAUCAUAAUAAAUCCAUCUGAAAUGUAUUAAA
This is a messenger RNA of Carassius gibelio (silver crucian carp), 2923 nucleotides long. RefSeq names its product ATPase family AAA domain containing 1a (gene atad1a). Gene Ontology annotation, cellular component: mitochondrial outer membrane. The transcript has 10 exons. Lineage: Eukaryota; Metazoa; Chordata; Actinopteri; Cypriniformes; Cyprinidae. The record is from RefSeq and is a predicted model, not a curated record. The coding region runs from base 189 to 1328 and encodes 379 amino acids. Gene Ontology annotation, molecular function: ATP binding; ATP hydrolysis activity.